Mycena indigotica is the source of this 1734-nucleotide messenger RNA. RefSeq lists its product as uncharacterized. The transcript has 4 exons. The record is from RefSeq and is a predicted model, not a curated record. Bases 16 to 1734 code for a protein of 572 amino acids. Lineage: Eukaryota; Fungi; Basidiomycota; Agaricomycetes; Agaricales; Mycenaceae.
CUCAUUCCACGAUCAAUGGAGGACACUUGGAGAGCCCUCCUAAACUCGCGCUUUGGUCGCUGGAUACUCGGGAUAAAAAGAUUAACAUUUCGACUCUUCGCGUGGCUGUGGACUCGUGAAGGCCCUACCAAUAAAGUCCAUCCACCUCAGAGACCCGGGCUUCAUGGCCUCAACACGGACGUCUUCUCGGAGCUAUUUUCACUGCUCAAUGGGCGGGAUCGACAAACGCUGUCCUUCGCCUCCCGCCAGCUCCGGUCCUUAUUUAUGCCCGCUCUAUUUCACCGCAUAGAGUGGGCGCCCUUGCUCAAGCACGAGCUUCCUCCGUCGUCACUAUGGCCAUACAUACGUACUUUCGUUGUGCUGGGCGACGUAUUCCCUCGUGGAUCCGACAACAGGGUUGAAUAUCAGUACACGCAGGAAGUCCAAGGUCGAAUCGCUUCACAGCUCCAGACCCUGGCUUCCAUGAUUAAUUUGGAUCAGGUCCAACUUCAUGAAAUCCCAUUUGGACCUUGGCCACAGCUUGUCUCGGUAAUCGCAUCGAAUCCAAGUGUCAAGAGGCUAGUUCUUGUAUCACCGCCCUGCAAGAACCCCAGCGUUUUUCCCCUUUCAACUGCCUCUCGACUUACACAUGUCUCAUAUAACAUUCAUCGACCUCUCAUGCCUCACCACUUUGUUUAUCAUGAACCCACUUGCCGAUACCCAGCGGACCUCGUUGUGAGUGAAGCACGUCUGGCACAAGCAUGGCUUAAUCCGCAAACUCUCGAAAAUCUAUCCAUGCCUGGCGAAUUCGUCCUCGAGGCCUUGGAUAUAACUGUUCGAUGGGAGGCGAUGAGGGAGCUUCACCUUGAAGGGGUUUUCCCUUCAAACUCUAAAGGGACCGAAGCGAUGCUUGACGUCUUACGUGCCAUGCCGCAUUUACGAGUUGCGCGUCUCAAGCUCGAACAAUCAAAGGGGGACUCUGAAUGCCGCGAAUAUGUGACGCAAGAUGCAUUGUCAAAAUUCGCCCACAAUGAGUGUCUGCUGCCUGACCUGGUGCAUUUCGAAGCGCCAAUUUCUGCUGAUGAAAACAUUCUCAGUGUUCUUCCUCCAACGUUAGAAACACUACUCCUCAUCGCAUAUCCUUUCUUCCGUUCCAUGUAUUUUGAUCGGCUCAUCCUCCCCGCUUCUACCUUGAUCCGCAUACUCUCUCAUGCCGAGUUCCCGACUCUUCGUUCGUUGGAGAUUUCCUACUCGACCAAAGCCGAUGGAGAACUAUCAGCAGAAGAGCAACUUCUCCAGAUCAUUCCUCAAAAGUUUCCUCUUUUGAAACAUCUCAUGCUCCGACGAGAUUCCAAGCGCGAUGGGCCGGACGACACCCGUUUGGCGGAUGAAUGGGACCCAACUCGUCCCUUUGGAACUCUUCUUUCUCAACUUUUCCAUCUCGAAACCUUCUCGUUCGACGCUGAUAUUCCUGGUACUCGCGAGAUGGAUGUUUUCUUCGCAAGCCGAAGUUUAGUCAACUUCACUGCGUCGCAGGCUUACGUUGAUAUACUAGUUCCUAGACUAGCUGAACAGAGAGCUCGUCCUUCUAUGCUUCGCACGAUCUCGGUCUAUAUGUUCACGAGUGGACCGACGCUGCACUACCCAUGGGGCCCAUGGUUGAUCUGGGACAUUGUGCCAGUGAGGCUCGGCGGAGAACUUGAAUACCAAGUCCGUUACCGCAAAGCCCCAAGUAUUUCUGCAUACAGGUAUUAG